CGCGCACACGCACAGAAGUGAAUGACACUCAAAACCUUACUCUCUCUAGAACCGUGUUAAACCCAGACCGAACGAACUGCAGGAAGAUGGCACCAAUGUCUGCAAUUGCUAGGACUCGCCUUUUAUCCGUCAUCUCCAAGAAUAACCGACGAUUUUGUCGGGAAACUGCCUCAGAUCCUGCAAGAGAACCUAUUGUCUCCUCCGCUUCCGUCCUCACCGACCAACCUCCACCUCCCCCUCCCCCUCCGCCGCCGCCCUCCGCCGGUGCCGAGAAGAAACCGUGGAAUUUUCUCAAGUACACUCUCAUCGCUGCCCUCACUGGAGGUGUUGCCGCAGCUGGCUACGCCUCUUAUGCAUAUACGCUGGAUGAAGUCGAUCAGAAGACAAAGGCUUUGCAUGCACGUGCAAACUAUACCGUAGAGGAUGAUGCAUCUGCUCUUGAUAAAUUCCAAGCUUUGAUCUACUCUGGUGCAAUGACUGUGCCUGCUAAGUUAGCGGAACUUUACUUAGAUCUGAGGAAGCUGGCCGAGGAACAAGUUCGAGGUUAUACUGAACCAUCUUCAGAUAAGCUCCUACCAGAUUUGCACCCAAUGGAGCAGCAUGUUUUCACUCUUGUAUUGGACCUAAAUGAGACAUUAAUAUAUUCUGACUGGAAGCGUGACAGAGGCUGGCGAACAUUCAAAAGACCUGGAGUUGAUGCCUUUUUGGAACAUCUAGCCCAAUUUUAUGAAAUUGUAGUGUACUCUGACCAGCUGAAUAUGUAUGUUGAUCCGGUUGUUGACAGAUUGGACCCAAAGCACUGCAUACGGUAUAGACUAUCUAGGAGUGCAACUAGAUAUCAGGAUGGGAAGCAUUACAGAGAUCUCUCAAAGCUGAAUCGAGAUCCAGCUAAGAUUCUUUAUGUGAGUGGUCACGCGCUAGAAAGUAGUCUGCAGCCAGAAAACUCCGUACCAAUUAAACCAUGGACGCUUGAAGCAGAUGACACAGCACUUCUGGACCUUAUUCCAUUUCUGGAAUAUGUUGCUAAACAUAGGCCUGCGGACAUUAGACCUGUGCUGGCUUCAUAUCAGGGGCGUGAUAUUUCUAAAGAGUUCAUUGAGGGCUCUAAAGAGCACCAAAAGCGAAUGCAAGAACAGAAGCAGCACGGUCGUUUCUGGAGGCGAUGAUUCGAGGUAAAAGAACAGAUAAAUACAGACAAAAUAACUGUAAGCCAAUUUUGAGUAGGUAUUUUCAAGUGGAAUGAGAAUAGUCUCUACAUGUGUCCCCAGCAAUUGUUCUUCUGGUUGGCCCCAACAGCAUAACCUUAUGCUUCCCUGUGAUCUUUACUUAGUGAUGAAAACUUUAGCAUUUUUGCUAGAUAACAUGAUAGCUUGCAUUCUUUCUCUUCAUUUUGGUCCCACAACAUGAUACAUAACUUACUUGCCUUCUUUUCCCCAUCAUCCUUGUGAAUCAUCAUCUUCUUAUUCUGUCUAAAUUAAAU
Molecule: messenger RNA, 1480 nt
Organism: Diospyros lotus (date-plum)
Lineage: Eukaryota; Viridiplantae; Streptophyta; Magnoliopsida; Ericales; Ebenaceae
Product: mitochondrial import inner membrane translocase subunit TIM50
Exons: 10
Coding region: 87-1166 (359 amino acids)
Molecular function (GO): phosphoprotein phosphatase activity
Source: RefSeq, a predicted model, not a curated record